AUGGAGUAUCCCCCAGAGAGUUCAGCAAAUCAGAAGAAGACCAUCAGGAGAUCGGCUAAUGGUUUAUUCUUGAACAAGGAAGUACUAUACAAAAGGACCCCUGAUCUCGAGUUGCUCAGAUGUGUGGACGCCGAAAAGGCCAGGAAAUUGCUAAAGAAUGUGCCGGAAUCCAUUAAUACGGACAAUGGUGCCAAUCUGAACAGCCUUUUGAUGAAGGACAUUAGUGAACAAUUCAAAAUCACUCACAAGAACUCUACUACCUAUCGGCCACAGAUGAAUGGAGCCAACAUCAAAAGCAUUUUGAGGAAGAUGGUCGACAACUACAAGAAUUGGCAUGAGCAGCUACCUUAUGCUCUGUUAGGAUACAGAACAACAACGAGAACUUCCCCCGGGGCAACCCCAUACCUCCUCGUUUACGGUAAAGAAGCGGUCAUAACCGCGGAAGUGGAGAUCCCUUCACUCAAGAUCAUCCAAGAGGGAGAGUUGAAAAAUGCAAAAUGGGUUCGAAACCAUUAUGAACAGCUAGCAAUGAUAGAGGAAAAGAGAAAGGUGGCAGUGUGCCACGGACAGCUGUAUAGACAAAGGAUGUCUAGAGCCUUCAACAAGUGGGCCAGAACUCUACUUUUCCAGAUCGGACAACUCGUACUCAAGCGAGUCUUCCCUCACCAAGAGGAAUAUAAAGGGAUAUUCACGCCGAACUGGCAGGGACCAUACAUGGUGAGGAAAGUACUCUCCGGAAGAGUCGUAGUCCUUGCCGAGAUGGACGGACAAGAGUGGCCCAAGGCCAUCAAUGCAGAGGCACUCAAGAGAUACUACAUUUAA
This is a messenger RNA of Lycium barbarum (goji berry), 822 nucleotides long. RefSeq lists its product as uncharacterized. The record is from RefSeq and is a predicted model, not a curated record. The coding region runs from base 1 to 822 and encodes 273 amino acids. Gene Ontology annotation, molecular function: nucleic acid binding. The transcript has 2 exons. NCBI's taxonomy places the organism in Eukaryota, Viridiplantae, Streptophyta, Magnoliopsida, Solanales, Solanaceae.